This is a messenger RNA of Labrus mixtus (cuckoo wrasse), 880 nucleotides long. RefSeq names its product protein polyglycylase TTLL10-like. Lineage: Eukaryota; Metazoa; Chordata; Actinopteri; Labriformes; Labridae. The transcript has a single exon. The record is from RefSeq and is a predicted model, not a curated record. Gene Ontology annotation, biological process: protein modification process.
AUGGAGAGCUUCAACACCUACGUCAACGACAGGUUUCAGGUUGCCAAGGGUCUGCCCGGGGACUAGGUGCUGGACGUCUUUGCAAAACGCAUGCAGCAGAUCAUGUUGCAGUGUUUCUUAGCUGUCAAAUCGAAGCUGGAACGCCGACUGGGCUUCUUCAACCUGAUUGGCUGCAGCUUCAUGGUUGAUGAGGACUUUAAGGUGUGGCUGUUGGAGAUGAACUGUAACCCUGCUCUGCAUACCAACUGUAACCUGUUGAAAGAGGUGAUACUCAGCACUGUUGUGGAGACACUGGAUUUAACUCUGGAGAUCUUCAACAAGUGUCGUCUCAGGCAGACCAUUCUCCCUUUGGACAGCCAAAGAGAGUUUGUGCUGCAGUAUAAUGGAGAGCUUCCUCCCGAUACAGAGCUGGCCUGCAGCAAAAGUCAAUUCAAUCAGAAGAGAUCCAAAAAGACUGAAGUCUGAAGAUGUAAGUGAGGCAAUGAGAGCACAGCUUUGCCCUCAGCGUCCCCUGAUACACCUGUGAAUGUUUCAGAGGACAGUCAGUCAAUGUCCUCCUCACAUCUCCAUCGUCGCCGUCUCUCUCCGCACAGAUCUUCACAUCCAAACAGCCAUAGCACACAGAUUGUAAAAUGUAAGAAGGCCAGGCCUCGGGUUGAACUCAAGCUGAGCAAAUGCACUUUUCACCAUCAGUUGAAGGCUUUGGACGACUUGCAGCACUCAGGGACUCAGGAGGUGAUGACAUCACGUUGAUGUCAUCACCAUCAGUGAGUGAAGAUGUCUCUAUCUGUGAAUCCCCUCAGACAACAAAGUCAACAUCCCCUUUGUACACUGGAUCUCCUCCUGUACAUAUACAUGUGGAGGCAAACCUGAAAGAAGA